Molecule: messenger RNA, 12496 nt
Organism: Lytechinus pictus (painted urchin)
Lineage: Eukaryota; Metazoa; Echinodermata; Echinoidea; Temnopleuroida; Toxopneustidae
Product: cilia- and flagella-associated protein 54-like
Exons: 65
Coding region: 200-10369 (3389 amino acids)
Biological process (GO): cilium assembly
Molecular function (GO): protein binding
Source: RefSeq, a predicted model, not a curated record
CUAGCGCCCGUUUUGAAGAAAUCACAAGCAUCACGAUAUCACCAUUUUGCAAGCAGAAAUCAUCAAAAAUACAUCAUCAUGGAGUCCUCAAGACUAACUUACUAGCGCAAUCGAUGCCAUACCCAACACCUUGUUCAACUUGUGGAACAAUUAUGAAGCUCGACUACCUUCCACCUACUACCAGAAGAAAGUCAUUGAGAUGGGAGACUUCUUGGUUUCGAUGAAGGAGUACAACUUGGCAGUGUGGCAAUGCUAUGGACGCUACCUUGAUCAGUUUGGUGAUCGGCACAUUGAAGACAUCGUGGACAUCAAGACUGUCAAGGCUAUAUUCUUCCCAGAUGGGCUAGAAACCGACAAUGCAAGUUUGACAUUCCGAGCAUUGUAUGGGAAGAGUAUCUGUAACUACCAGCUGGUAUUGAUGACGGACCCCAAGCUUCAGAACACCCAGUCUGUUGGCCAGUGUUUGAAGAUCCUAGCCUUUCUCCGGCUCAUUACGCAAGUGAUCCUACCCAGAGAAUCGCUUUGCUGGUUGGUCUACAAUGGCACAAUUCACAUCUACAGUGUAUCAAGACACAUGAUGACUUUGGGUCAUUCUGCAAAGGUAUUGGAGUUCCUUCUAUGGGCCUGUAUGUGCAUGGAAAACUCUGUACCUCUGAUGUCUGUACGCUAUUUGCAAUGGAGAACCACGCUGUACACUGCGGUGUGCCAGAGCUACUUUGACUGCAAGGCUCAUCAACAAGCUGAGGGUUUCGCAAGGCGUGCUCUCGGAAAGGUGAAUGAAUUGAGUCAACUAGAACAAAUCAGUUCUGCCCCACCUAGCCUGGAGGUUGAAGCAGUUUUCAGACAGGCAACCGUGAAGCUUGGCAUCAUGGUGUACAGACGUUCAGUGUUUGACCGGAAACGACCCAAGGGACUUCUGCGUCCUAAGACAAGAAGCAACGUGAAGGACUCACAAUCGCCUACCGAAGUCCGAACGGUCACUCUAGUAGCCAGUGAUGGCCGCCUCAUCUGGCAUAAAACCACCAAACAACGACUAGAUGACCUUGUUAAGAAACAAGGAAAUAUCACAUGGCCUCGCACACCUGUAGAGAAACUACUCUCAGAUAUGUUUGAAGGCAGUGCUGCUCAGUUCUUGGCCAUUCUUGAGACGCUGACUGACAGUACUCGCAGGACGUUGCUGACCAGUCCAGCUGCACCGGACACUGAGGAUUAUAUCUUGGAUACUUUCUCUGAGCUCUUCUUUGCUGGCAUGGAGAUCAUUUCAGGUGGAGGAGGGAACCAACCUCGUAAUCCUCAGUCAGUCAACGACAUCAAUCUAUCAGGUGUCGUCCUGGAUAAAUCCUUGAUAGAAAUGGCCUCGCUAGCAGAAGAUGGCAUCCCCAUCUCGGCUGUUGUCAAAUUCCUGAAGUCAGCCUACAACUAUGAGCAAUGGGAGGUGUAUGAAACACUGGUCUAUCCUACCAUCGAUUUUCUCAAAAAUCAACCGGACAACCGAUACACCCAUGAGCUGCUCUCUGUGGAGAUCAUGCAAGCGAUGGAACCACUCAAUCCAAACAGGAAAUCUAAGAAGUCUCAUACUCAGGUUGAGGAGCAGAUCAACGAGAUUGCUUCCCUCCCUCUCCCUUUGGCUCCUCCAGGCUCCAUAUCAUCUCAGGAUCAUUGGGUUUAUCUAGCAGAAGUCCUUUCAUCUUGCUCCAAGGAUCUCUCAGCUGAUUCUGUUGACUUGGACAUGGUUGUAGAUGCCACCCUUUUCCUUUGGGCUAAGGUAAAGACUGUCUUCCAACGAGUUCAGACUGGAGCAUCCGACAGUGGCAAGUACCUGCAGAAAAUGGACAAUCCCAAUAAGUGGGUGCACAUUUUGAGUGUUCUCCAUGAAGUAGUGUAUUGGUGUGGUAUCGCCAAUGUAGAUCCCGGACUUACAGCUGAGAUUGGCAUCAGACUUGCUCUAGUCCUCGAGAGCCAGGCAACUACUGAGAUGAAAGAAACAGCUAAAACACGUUCUAUGGAUGAUCAUCAGAGUGUUGAAGAAGAAUCACCUCCAUCACCACCUUACAAAGAAUCACCAUUUAGGAGUGAAGGCCGUACCACCGGGUUGGGAAGAGCCAGCGGUAUCACCACGUAUGCUGCUUCUAUCCUCCAGCAAGGUCCGCAGGAACAGCUCCUCCUGGCUAGGGAGAUCCUGGAGAGAGCCUUACAGGGUGUGUCCUUUGCCAGGUCUGCUGUUGCCCUGACGGAUGGCAAGUCCAUCGCUGAUGUAACCUGGGUCAAGGACUUAAACACAUCUGCUCCACCCACUGAUAACCAACCAGCUUCUCAAGCCGAUGAUACCCAGCCGUCUCUGACCACACCAGCUCCAAACCCUCAGGAGGACGAGGAAGGUGCUGAUGGAGUCUUCAACACCAUCAUGGACCUUCACCUUGAGCUGCUGUACAUGUACCACAGGGUCUGUCUGAAGCUGGCCCAGACCCAGGGGUCAGGGGCAUGGAAGAAGUCCCCCAAAGAGUCCAAGGGAUCGGCCAAAGCGUCGGUCAAGGCGUCAACCAGAGGAUCGGCCAAGAGCACGGCAGUACCUAGCAGGAUUGGUAGCACCAGGAUGAGAGGGAAUGAGCUUGACAGCAUGGCUAUCGAUACCGUUGAGGAGCUACUGGAUUACUGUGAUAAGAACCUUAUUUCUAAGGCACUCUUUGCCAUGCAGCAGGCUUUACAGGCUGAUAAGGGCGCUGGACCAAGUCAACAGCAGAAACAGCUACUACAGGAUGCUAUGAACUAUAUCACCAAAGCCCAAGACCAGGAAUUGAAACUCUUCAACCACAAUGCCAAGGAAAAGGAUGAAGGCAGUGUACGAGAAAGUGGUGUUCCACCAGCACCAUUACUUGUAUGUCGGACUGAUAAUAGCAUGGUGUUUAAACCUGCUCCUUACAACCCUCCUCAGAAGGUUGCAUGGUAUCGCCUGUUUGCUCGGAAAUCAAGUGGGAGCAAUGUUAAGGUCAGAUUAAAUGACUACACUCUACCUGGAACUGGAGAAGAGGUCCCUGCCUACGACUGCGAGCUCCAUGUGACGGGGUUAAAGGUCAAUGAACGUUAUGUGUUUGCCGUGGCAGCGUACACCGAUGAUGGUCAGCUGAUAGGGGAUGCUAUAGGAGACACCAGUAGACCCAUCCUUGCCUCGCAUCCUUUGCCUGUACUCAUGACAUGGGCAUUCCUUGGACAGGCUGCAUACCAGGUUGGAUGUUAUGACAUUGGACUGACAGCCAGUAGGGUUCUAUGGGAUCACUUUGUGGCUCCCAUUCCACCCCCGUCUGCUGAGAUUCAGACAGAGACUGCAAGAGAAGACUACCAACUUACACUCAGAAAGUUGAACCCGCAGACGGCAAGUGUAGCCUCACCCCUUCUACUGAGAAUGUUCCUGAGUAGUAUCUUCAUCAAUGUUGAUAUCUCCAUGAGAGAUGGAAGCAUCUACUGCAACAAGCUCUGUGACACUGGACCCUACUAUAAAGGACAGACACAAAGAUUGUUGAACUGUGAGAGAAUGCUUGUGGCUAUUGAGUUAGCUGGUUGGUUGAAUGAGACCAACAUGGCUCUUCAGGCUGUUGUACAGUGCUAUGGACUUCUGGCCCCGGUCAUCCAUUAUAAGAUCCCAUCGAUUCCUGUUGUACAGGUGUUGACUCAGUGCUGUGCAGUGCUUCAGGACAUCCCCAACAGUAUGAGACAGCGUCGGCAGCAGUCUGUUUCAGACAGCCUUCAUCACAUGGUUGCUACAAUCACUUUCUACAUGGCCAAGGUUCUACGGACGUGGAAGCAGAGAUCCCUCGCCAAUCACGUCAUCGAGGCAGGCAAGAAGAUGCUGGUUGUAGAAAAGGAUGAGAAGGGUGGGAAGUCAGAAGGAGGACACAUGGACUUCAUCGAGGAUGGUGAGGGUGGCGUAGGAGCCAACGUCACCCAGAAGAAACGCAAAGCUAAGCGGUCAGGACAACCAUCCAUAGCUCUGGAAGGUAUUCAGAACGAGGAACUGAGUGCACUCGAAGCCCACAUGCUCAGAUUGUCUCGUCUAGCCCAAAAUGCUGAUGAGUUGACUGGAUCAGAGGACCCUAACAUCCUUCAUGCGUUCAUAGCCACCCUCCCAAGCAGACAUGCAUAUCGAGAAGUGGUGAAGUUCCGUCGUCGGGCUCGUUACCUGGAGUUCUUUGUACAGGUUGUACAGAAGGCAUUGAGUGAAGGUCUUGUAGAUGUAGCCAUUGAAUGGUGCGAGGAGACUAUCACAUGGCUUGUCAGACGGAACGACCAGCUGUCAGCUGUGAAAGCUACCCUUAACAAGGGUCCAGGUGGAGCUGCAGUGGCUGGGGAUGAUCCUAAGAAAUAUGCUGCUGCUGUUCUGGAAUACUCAAAGACUGCCAACGCCAAGCAAGCUCAAGCCAAGCACCCAGAUUCCAAGCCUGCACCGAGACGAAGGAAGAAAGGUUUCCAGCUCCUAGUUCACAUGAGAUCCAACAUUCGUAUGUCUGACUCGGCCAAACAGCAGCAGGAAGAUAAAGAACUCCUGGCUUUUGACAAGUUGGAGUGUAUCUACCCAGAGUUCUACCGCACUGCUCGCAAGAAGAUGCGACUGAGACGCAUCACUAAUGACGAAAUGCCUUGGAGAUCACAGAUGAACAUCCUGCAAGGUUUGUGUCACUUUGGUCAGUUCCUGGACAAGGUUGAGAAGAGGAACAAGCUUCUUGGUCCAACAGUUGGUGAUAUCUACAGGUCAUCCUACUUGGACAAUGAAUGGUUCACCUUUGAGACUGCAAGCACCCUUGUAGUGGGUUGGGAUGGGGGAGCCUCCCGGGCUGUGACCCGCCAGGGGGAUGCAUCUCAGAGCGACCCGAUCAUCAAGCAACUGCAGCAGAUAGAUGGCUAUGACAUGAACCCUUACCUCACCAACCAACCAUCGGGCAUUGAGGCUGCUGCUCUCGCUUCAGUUGGAGAACCUGUGCCGGUGCUUCCUCCUCCUCCCGAUGACAAGGAAUCGGACACCAUGAAGACCUAUCAAUCUACAGACACCGACAGGAGUGGUCACAACGUCCAGCAGCCAUCGGUAGAUGUCAGCGGAUUCACCCUCCAGGCUACCAUAGACAGUCUCAAGAAAACAUUUGAACAUCUGAGGAAAGCUGUGAUUCUAGCCCAUCGCGGUCACCACUGGUCCCUGCUUCAGAAUGCCUGCCGUAGCAUGUGGAACUGUGCUCACACGGCCAUCCUCUACUGCUUCUCGGGAGGACACUCUGCAGGACUCCUGACCGUGGAUGCCUUGAGAGGAGUGGUGUGGUUUCCUUUCUUCCUGGCUGUAGACUGUCUGCUUGACAUGCUAGUCCAUCUACAGAAUGAGUCAGACAAGCAGAAGAAGAAGAAAGGAUCGCAGCCGGACGUCCUUCUCAACACCUGGGUUGGUUCCGUAGCAGAUGAGAAGGGCGGUGCCAGUCUCAAGUUUGAAUCGCCCCUGGAUGAUGUUAGCAGUGUAGAUUCCCGCUGGAUCAGACGCAUGGUGCUUCGGGUCAUGGAGAUGCUCUAUUAUGAACAGAAGUGGGAGAAGCUGGCUGAUGUAGCAAUGAGAUUCAAUGUUUUGACUCAGGAACGUUACUCCGAGGUUGUCAGUCCUCUCUUGGUCCAGGCCCAACGUAAGCUGGUAUCCAGGGUCUCGGCCUACGGAGGAGAGCCUCCGGUCCAGGCCCACUUCAAGGCUGCUGCCCUGAGUCAUGGAGUGGACAAGGUGACUGCAGAGAACUACAUGAACAUACAGCUGAAGGUAGCCUUUGACAGGACCAUGAUGAAACCACUUGACAUGGGCGGUAGGAUCGACCCUGAGGGACACCAUGUAUAUGGGGGAGCUUCGGAUGCCUUCAAGGUGUCCAGUGUACCUUUGGAGAUAGGUGACAGCCUAGAAGGGUUCCGUCAUGCCCUGGAGAAGUCUAACUAUACCGCCAGGGCCCUGCAGCAUAGCAGACGUCUCAUGAUCCUCUACCUGGCCGCUCAACAGAAUGCACAACCAGGCAUGAGCCCCCAUUCAGAACAGAGUAGAGUGGGCUUCUCUGAGACCGAUGACAAGCCUCAGACAACAGCGCCUCCUGACCUCAUGAAGUCAGAGUUCAAGUCAAUGUCAGAGGUCGAGACUGCUGCCCUGCCGACCUCCCAACUUGCAGUGGUCGUGUCCUCCUAUGACAAGACCAUAGAAAUGUUGAUGGCCCGUAAGCAGUCUGGUUUAGCCGCACAAGCCAUGCAUGAACUUGGAAACAUCCACUAUCACGCAUCAAAUAUCAAGGCAGCAUACAAGUGGUGGAGUGAGGCUCUAGAUCUGAUCUUAGGAACCAAUGACACUUUGACCACGUGGAGGAGACUUCUAAGUGACCAACAAGCAGAGAAUGUUAGCAGUCAACUGCUUGACCGAUGUGGCAUGUGGGGAUGUCUUCUUGGGGCUAUGCUGGCAGCUAAGAUUGCCCAAUACGUAUUGACCUCCGACCUCGGUAUGAAGCUGGAAGCAUGCUUCCUGUCUGCGUUCCUCUUCAAGGCCCUGUUCCGUACCACCCUGCCUCACCCCACCGCAGAUCGGGACUACGCCCUCUAUGAGAUAGGCGAGGGAUGUGAGGUCCAGUACCUGGUUCCUGGAGUGGAUCUCCUGUCUGACAGGUUCCGCUGCGAGGGAAGGACCCUGAUAGCGACCUUGAGAUGGGUUGCAGAAGAACUAUCAAGAGCUAAACACAAUCUCAUGGUUCUCCCACUUCUGACCCUCUAUCAGUACAUCGUGACCUUCUUGUGCCGUGACCUUCAGAGAGCUGUGGAUGGCCGAAUCUUGAAGUUGAGGAUCUUGACUGAUCUUGGCCUGUAUAAUGAAGCAUACAUUGUCCUUGGACGGUUAUUGCAUGGAGAGAGACUUCCUCAGACUGCUGACAAGAACUUCAGACAAGUAGAAUCUAAGAUGCUUUCACAGAGGUUUGACACUGGAAAACCACUGACAGAGGCAUCAAAUCUGAAGAUGUUAGAGUACUUGAUGGACAAGCGUGUUUCUCCAGCUUUGGCGAUUCUCUAUGGUCCUCAUAUGACAUGCCACCUUUCACUGGCUCAGGCUCACCUCAUGGUGGCGCUAGCAUCUACGAUACACGUGAUUCCAGAGAGGGAAACGGCCAGCAGCCAGACUCCUCCGCAGCGUGUUUCCCCUGUAACGGUCAGCUCAGUCAACAGACCUAGCAAGACGAGCAUCUCCAAGAAAGAUGGCAAGAAUGGCCAAAAGUUGAUUAAGGAUGAAGGCACCCGCACCACUUCCUUUGACCCUGCACCCAGUGUUCAGACUGAUACUGAUUCAAGGGUUAAAUUUGAUGAAAACUCGUUACACAGUAUCCCCUUGAGCGAGGUUACAGUGAAGAAGUUUUCAAGUGGAUCUAAUCUACUCACCCUCGAGAAGAUAAAAGGUACUCUGUUGAACACUGCUGAUCAGGUGUUGAAACUCAUGGUGGAGGUGCUUCAAGAACAUUCUCCAAAGAAUCUUUCUGCAUCUGAGCUAGAGCUGGUGGCCCUGACCAAACUAGAGCAAGCAGCGAUCUUGAGAGAGUAUCAUCUGUCUCAGUCCGGAGCAGCAGUGGUAGUCUCGGCUCUCCAUGACAUCCAGGCCAGCGAUCUCUUCAAGGAAACCAGGAAGUCCAUCUCCCCUCGCAGACCCUCGUCAAUGAAAGGCAGUCGCAUGAAACUCUCAUCCAACAUCUUUCCUUCAAACAUGGAGAGCAGCGAGGAUAUCAUCAACCAGCCUCAGUACCAGUACCAGAACUUCCAGAGCCGCUCCCGACUUGACGCCCGUCUCUGGCUCGAUUGUCGCCUCUCACUGGUCAAGUGUCUCAUGAUGCAGAUCAGGGGUAUGGGGAUCCUUCCAGGUGCUGGAGGUGUUGGAGAUGUCGGUGAGUGUCGGCAGUACUGCAUGCAGGGUCUGACUGAGGCUGAAGCAUGCGGGGACGUUGAGAUGCAAGCAGAAUUCCUCAUGCAAGGCGCUCUGCUUGACAUGCACGAUGGGAGAGUCUUGGAGGAUGUUCAACAUACCUUCAAGGAAGUUAUCACCUUACUGAGUGGUCAGCAGACCUUGUCACCUCCUGCCAAUCUACUGGUCAUCCUGGCCAAGGUUCAGCUAGCUGACCUCGAGGCCUUGACUGCUACAGCAUACCAGCAGAAGCGUGGCUGCCCGGUUACGAAGCACCUUCUGAAGGCUUACCAGGAAGCGCAGGAUAUGCUCCUCCAGCAGAUCAAGUUGCUUGGUGAUUCUACAUCCCGGCACACCGUCCAUCCUGAACUGUCAGCCCCUACCAGCCCACUUCAGAACCUCUACCUACCGCACCUACUCUACUUGGCUAAGAUCAAGCUGAGACUAGGACAUACCUUGGCUAGACAGGCAACGAUGGCUCAGGAAGUCAAGCCAAAGAAGAAUGCAGAGAAAGUUGAUCCUCUGAAGGUUUGGGCCAUAAGUGCAGGUGUCCUAGGUACAGCCCUGGAGCUCUGCAGGGUCUGUGUCAUCAAGGAUUCUGCAGUCCUUGCUGAAGUUCUUCUACAGCUAGGCAAGGUUCAGAGCCAGCUUCACCAGAGGGGUGGCCCACGUGCCUGCGAGGUUAGGGUGGUCGGCAACACGCUCAUGGAGGCCAUCGUUACAAGCAUCGGAGCUAAUCAAGACCUUGGAUUGAUCCGACAAGCUUAUCUUGAGAUGGCAGUGGUGUACUUCAGCAGUAGCCAGCAGCCUGAGCCACCAAUGCCUCCGCCAGACACUGCUACAGAGAAGAAUGUCAGCCUCUCAAAACCAUCAAGCACCAAGAAGAAAGUCAGGACUCCGUCAUCUGCGAAAAAGUCUGCCCUCAGCACUCCAGCAUCCGGCAAGGCUCCCACGAAGAAGGAGGAGGAACGACAGAACUUCAUCAGGGAUAGACAGAAUGAGAGACAAGCUGCUUGGACUGCCCUGCGUUGUGCCACAGUUAUUGCUCUUGCUCAGCGUACCCAGACCCUGCUGAUUGGUGACCCCAGUGUGACCUCCUUGACCCUGACGGAGAAGGUCAAGGAUCAACUGUCGGCUCCGAUUCAGCAGGAUCUGUUUGGUGAUAUGAUUGGUGACCUAGUCGUUCUGACUCCGCCUCCCACGGCUCUGACCGCCAAUCAACAGCUGGAGCCGGUUGAGGAGGUUCUUAGCGGAGGCAGACGCAGCGUCUCGGGCUUCAGCAACACCGGCGCGGCGGGCAGGGAGGUACGUGUCUCGCUGACUUGGAUCCAUCUCCUGGCGUAUACCUCCAUCCUGCAGAGGAUGUGCAACUUGGAUACCUUGGCACUGGGGGAUACUGGGUCUCCGUCACCGGUCAAUGGAGGAAAUCUUGGAGGCAACUUUGAUCUUGGUUUUGUGGACCACAGCGGACAGGACACAGGUGUGAACCAUGAGAUAGUACGAACCCCUCUCUUGAACAGCCAUGCCUCCCUUCGCCUGCAGACCAUGGUCAGCUUCCUGACCACCAACCUCCCCAUCUUCGCUUCAUCCUGUCUGGCUAUCACCCCUCCAAGCAUCCUCCAUCUCCCCUCACCCUCAUCCUCCGAUCCAACCUCCGAUGAUGCCCCGUUGGUCAUACCCACGGUUACCUACCCAGCCAACAGCUACACUGCUCCGGUCUGCGUGCUCACAGGUCAGGCUGCCCAGGGACGGAGCCUGGAGAAGCUUGCAGGGGGAGCCGACGAGACGGAGCUCUGCUUCCAGUGGUAUCAACCAAGCUACGUUAACAUCACUGUAGGAGAGGGAAGUAGUGGGGAAAAGGGACGUGGUGUCUUCCUUCUCUAUGCACUCAGUCAGCCACCUGUUACUGGAUCAGCCAAGUCAAAGAAAGACCCUCCCCCUCCACCGACACUGGGCAAGUUAACUCUAUCCCUCUCUCAACUGACCGAUCUCCAUGAUAAGCUAGCUGUGGUUCGUCAGCGGGCUGAGAUCUCCCUCUCUGAGCAGCCCAAGCCUCCAAGCACCCCGGCUGCGAGCUCUCAUGGGGGCACUGCCACCCCUUCUUCGGCGGGCAGUGGCUCCAGCAGCAAACCUACCAGCAGGAAGUCCAAGCGCACCCAUCGCAUCGCCCAGCUCUCAGCCAAGGUUAAGAAAGAUGAAGACCUGGAGGCUUUGUUGAAGCAAUGUUCCUUGAUUGUAGAGCAGCUACUACAAGGAAAAGAAGACUUUGAACCUACACCUGGAUAUAAUAUCCCCUUUGAUGUGAAACUAGCCAGCAUUCACUGUCUUGAGCAGCUAUUUGAUCCAAGUCACGGCGACUGCAUCAGUGAUACCAAAAUCAUUACAUGGUUACUCUCAUUCCUACAACCAGCUCCAACUGAUAUAGUUGAAGAUUAAAGUUUAGAUACCCAUUCAAUAUGAAAGUGGUCAUCAUUUACUGUCAUGAGCAGUUGUUUGAUCCAAGCCAGGAAAAUUGCAUUAGUGAUACCAAAAUCAUAGCCUCCUUACAACCAGCUCCAACUGAUACAGUUGAAGAUUAAUAUGAAAGUGGCCAUCAUUCUCUGUCUUGAGCAGUUGUUUGAUAUUAGUCACGGUGACUGCAUCAGUGAUACCAAAAUCAUAGCCUCCUUACAACCAGCUCCAACUGAUACAGUUGAAGAUUAAUAUGAAAGUGGCCAUCAUUCUCUGUCUUGAGCAGUUGUUUGAUAUUAGUCACGGUGACUGCAUCAGUGAUACCAAAAUCAUAGCCUCCUUACAACCAGCUCCAACUGAUACAGUUGAAGAUUAAUAUGAAAGUGGCCAUCAUUCUCUGUCUUGAGCAGUUGUUUGAUAUUAGUCACGGUGACUGCAUCAGUGAUACCAAAAUCAUAGCCUCCUUACAACCAGCUCCAACUGAUACAGUUGAAGAUUAAUAUGAAAGUGGCCAUCAUUCUCUGUCUUGAGCAGUUGUUUGAUAUUAGUCACGGUGACUGCAUCAGUGAUACCAAAAUCAUAGCCUCCUUACAACCAGCUCCAACUGAUACAGUUGAAGAUUAAUAUGAAAGUGGCCAUCAUUCUCUGUCUUGAGCAGUUGUUUGAUAUUAGUCACGGUGACUGCAUCAGUGAUACCAAAAUCAUAGCCUCCUUACAACCAGCUCCAACUGAUACAGUUGAAGAUUAAUAUGAAAGUGGCCAUCAUUCUCUGUCUUGAGCAGUUGUUUGAUAUUAGUCACGGUGACUGCAUCAGUGAUACCAAAAUCAUAGCCUCCUUACAACCAGCUCCAACUGAUACAGUUGAAGAUUAAUAUGAAAGUGGCCAUCAUUCUCUGUCUUGAGCGGUUGUUUGAUAUUAGUCAUGGUGACUGCAUCAGUGAUAUCAAAAUCAUCAGUGAUAUCAAAAUCAUCUUAAGAAGUAACUCUCCUUACAAGUGAAGAUUAAAGAGAAGUACCUGGGCUUAUUUGCUGAUUUCUCAGCAAUUACACAAUUUCUUCCAGAAUCCUUUGGCACAUAUGUUUUAUUUAUACAAGGAGACACUUUGGUGGUCAUUUCAUUGGAUUCUGUACGAACUAAUUUUGAUAUCGUUACCACAACUAGCAUGUAAGGUUUAUACACCACUUCCAUAUGAAAGUGGCCAUCUUUCUCAGUCUUAAGCAGUUGUUUGAUCGAAGUCAUGGCGAUUGCAUCAGUGAUACCAAUAUUAUCACACGGUUACUCUCUUUACUACCAGCUCCAACUGAGACAGUUGAAGAUUGAUAUUUAUACACCCCUUCAAUAUGAAAAUGACAAUCAUCUACUGUCGUGAGCAUUUGUUUAAUCUGGGCAGUUGCAUGAGAGUCACUAUUAGAGUAACUUUGCCAUCCAAUGGUAACUUUCAUUGAAUCCUUUCUUUUGAUUGGCAAUUGGAAGGCAAAGUUACCAUAAUAGUAACUUUUAUGCUACGAUGCCCUGAACCAUAGUAAAUUGACAAGAUUCUUAAAGGGGUAAUAUUUUUCCUUCACCAAUCUAUAUAGAUAUUAAUGAUUAAUGAUGUUUCAUUCUAUUCAUUCUUUUCACUUGGCUCUUAAAAGGGAGACAAAGUGACCAACGCUUUGAAUUAUCUUUCAAUGAAUGUGUCUUAUAAAUAGCUAGUUCUUGCGUUGAUACUUGCUAACACAAUUAUUGUUAUGAAUGUAUCGAGUUGUGAAAUAAUAUGUUAUUAUUCAAGUGGACCUAUGUUACCAGACUACUCUGCUUGGAGUGUUGCAUUAUAUGGACAUUCUUGAUUUUCUGGGGAGCAGUUCUCCCAUGUGGUUUCAUCCCUCUUUACAGCAUGAUGGCAUUCAAAAUAUGCGACCACAUGAUUUUUGUAAAGAUUAGAAUGGUUACCAGAUAAGUUUCUCAUGAACAUGUAUAUAAUUGCUUAAGAUCUGUACAAAUUCUAUGUAAGAAUUGAGAGAUUUUAUUGGAUGUGAUAGUAUAUCUGAAGUGUUCUAAAUUUUAUUUUAAUGAGUUCAAAGAAAUGUGUAUAUUUAGUGUUAAUACUAAUAAAAACAUUCAUUCAUAUA